AUGUCGACGCGCCCGCCCUCGCGCGUCGUCUUCGUCGGCAACAUCCCAUACGGACUGUCCGAGGAACAAAUCACCGACAUUUUCAGCGACGCCGGCAAGGUCGAGCGCUUCCGUCUUGUCUACGACCCCGAGACAGGCCGGCCUAAAGGCUUCGGCUUUGCCGAAUACCCAGACACAGACUCUGCCUCCUCGGCUGUCCGAAACCUCAACGACUACGAAAUUAUGGGCCGCAAGCUCCGUGUCGACUUCUCGCACGAGCAAAAGGCCGCCGACGACGACUACACACCUAGCGCCGUCACCACCGCGCCAAACGGGUCUUCGCACAUGGCCGCCCAACAACAGCUGCAACCACCCUCCUCCUCCCUGCCGCCGCUACCCCCCGGCAAGGACAUACCGCCGGGCCUGACGUGCACCGACGCCAUCUCCCGGACGCUUAACACGCUGCCGCCCGCACAGCUCCUCGACAUCCUCACGCAGAUGAAGACGCUCGCCACCAACGACCCGCAGCGCGCCACCGAGCUUCUACAGCAGGCGCCGCAGCUCGGCUACGCCGUCUUCCAGGCGCUACUCCUCAUGGGCCUCGUGUCCCCCGAGGCCAUCCAAUCCGUCAUCGAGCCGGGCGUGCCCGCGCCCGCGCCCGCAGUGCAGCAGCAGCAACCACCGACCAACUACGCCCCCGUGGGCUACCCGCAGGCCCAGCAGCCCGCGGCGAAUCCCCCGCCAGCCGCCGCCGCCGGUCAGGACACGGACAGCCUGAUGCGCGCGCUGAUGGACCUGCCUCAGUCGCAGAUCGACCAGCUGCCAGAGUCGGAGCGACAACAAGUCAUGGCGCUCCGAGCAGCUUUUGGCGGCCAAGCCCGGCGAUGA
Messenger RNA from Cordyceps fumosorosea ARSEF 2679, 867 nucleotides. RefSeq names its product Nucleotide-binding, alpha-beta plait. Gene Ontology annotation, cellular component: mRNA cleavage and polyadenylation specificity factor complex. Bases 1 to 867 code for a protein of 288 amino acids. Gene Ontology annotation, molecular function: mRNA binding. NCBI's taxonomy places the organism in Eukaryota, Fungi, Ascomycota, Sordariomycetes, Hypocreales, Cordycipitaceae. The record is from RefSeq and is a predicted model, not a curated record. The transcript has 4 exons.